Molecule: messenger RNA, 960 nt
Organism: Cryptomeria japonica (Japanese cedar)
Lineage: Eukaryota; Viridiplantae; Streptophyta; Pinopsida; Cupressales; Cupressaceae
Product: plastocyanin
Exons: 1
Coding region: 197-715 (172 amino acids)
Cellular component (GO): chloroplast thylakoid lumen
Molecular function (GO): copper ion binding
Source: RefSeq, a predicted model, not a curated record
AUCUGGCUGGUCAGGUGGAGAUGAGGCUUAUCAAUGGUACAGCAGAUAAAAUCUGCCAUGAGAGCACGAGUGUGUGGCCACAAACACCUCUCUUAUCCUCAUAUCUCUACAACUACAAAGUACCUAUACCCUCCCCAUACCAAUUCACUCCUCUCUCUCUCUCUCUCUCUCUCUCUUCCUAACUCACUCACUACCAAUGGCAGCCAUUACAGUAGCGAUCUCCAGCGUAAAGACAGAAUGCGCAAAGGCGGCGGUGGCAAAGGCAGCGCCGCCGCACAGCCCUCUGAGCAGAGGGGCUAGGGGGAAAAUGGUGAAGGUGCGCGCUUCGAUGAGGGAAAAUGUGAUGAAGAUGGCGGCGACAUCGGCGGCGAGCGUGGCCAUAGCGGGGAGCGCUCUGGUCGGUCCGGCGGCGGCAAUGGAGGUGCUGCUGGGCGGCAACGGUGGCGAGCUUGAGUUCGUGCCGAAUGAAUUCUCGGUGCCGGCAGGGGAGACCAUCAUUUUCAAGAACAACGCGGGAUUUCCCCACAAUGUGAUCUUUCUUGAGGAUGAAGUGCCCUCCGGCGUUGAUGCCGGCACCAUUUCCAUGCUGGAAGAAGAUUUGCUGAAUGCCCCUGGCCAGACCUACAAAGUAACCCUUGACAAGAAGGGCACCUACAAAUUCUACUGCGGGCCUCACGAGGGAGCCGGCAUGAGAGGAACAGUUACUGUCAAUUGAUUCUUCCGAUUCUCAAUUAGGGCUCCUGUUCCUGUUCCUGUUUCUGUUCCUCUUCCUCUUGCUUACUGUUUAAAUGUGAGGGUUUUGUAUGGCACUGACUCUGUAAAAUGUUUUCACUUUCACUUCUGAUUUGCUCGGGUUUUAAAAGGUUAGCGGGCAAUUUAUUAUGAUUAUUAGUGUUAUCGUUUCCUUUUUCAAGUCUUCUAAAUCUAAUGCUAUAACGUUGAUAAAGAGUUCUUCAAGCA